GCGAAAGGGAGUCACUCACUGGCCUUCCUGUCUUGAGACAGGUUGUGAAAAAAGCGGAACCGGUUCGGCGAGAUGCCAAGGGAACUGCCGUGAAGUGGGAAGGAUGCGACUUUAUCACCACCUCACUCCCUGAGGAAGGCCAUGUGAGGGGUGAACAAGGAGUUCGGAGUUUCUGUUGUCCAAUCCGCCAGAAAUCGGCCGCGAGGUACGUUUUGACACCACGCCCAGUGACAAGUGAUAGUUUUGUUCGGACAAGGCGGCCUUUGGCUCAAGGGAGUCAUCCAAGUGCAGUGCAGGCACCAUGGGCAAGGGCGAGAAGAAAGAGAAGAAGGGCCCCGUGGUCAAGGAGAUGCGCUUGAGAAAUCUCGAUCUUUGGUCGGAAUCUUGUGGACGUGGGAUUUGCUUUCAAGGUCCGGACAUGGAGCCGGUGACGAAAGACUGCACCAUCCACCUUCACAAGCACAUGCAGAAGGUGGCCUUCAAGAAGCGGGCGCCCCGAGCGGUGCGGGUGGUGCGCCAGUUCGCCAACAAGGUGAUGCUGACCAAGGAUGUGCGCAUCGACACCAAGCUCAACAAGUUCCUCUGGAGCAACGGGGUCCGCAACGUGCCCCGCCGGGUCCGAGUACGCCUCUCCCGGAAGCGAAAUGAGGACGAGGAGGCGACUGAGAAGUGGCUUGGCAAAGCUAAACCGCACCUCUCAAGUCCGAGGCGACUUGAGGCACUGGAGCGCCCGAGGUGACGAAAUCCAUUCACCCAAACUGGGAGGGCAGCGGACGGGCAGCGCACGGAGCUCCCGUCCAUCUGCAGAAACACAUCGCUUUCCGCAAGGCGCCGAACGUGCACUUCCCAUAGAUGUCCUUGUUAGGUUGGCCGAAA
Messenger RNA from Effrenium voratum, 876 nucleotides. The record is from the annotation of a GenBank genome assembly. Lineage: Eukaryota; Dinophyceae; Suessiales; Symbiodiniaceae.